Molecule: messenger RNA, 2385 nt
Organism: Entamoeba histolytica HM-1:IMSS
Lineage: Eukaryota; Evosea; Mastigamoebida; Endamoebidae
Product: cell division cycle protein 48, putative
Exons: 1
Coding region: 1-2385 (794 amino acids)
Biological process (GO): retrograde protein transport, ER to cytosol; mitotic spindle disassembly; autophagosome maturation
Cellular component (GO): VCP-NPL4-UFD1 AAA ATPase complex; cytosol; nucleus
Molecular function (GO): polyubiquitin modification-dependent protein binding; ATP hydrolysis activity; ATP binding
Source: RefSeq, a predicted model, not a curated record
AUGUUUGAUCAAAAAGAUUCUCCAAACCGAUUAGUUUGUGAUGAUAUUCCUGCAGAUAAAGUUGGAGAUAGUAUUUGUACAGUUUAUAUUUCCAUCAACAAAUCUACUGAACUUGAGUUAUUCAGAGGAGAAACAAUUCUUCUUAAAGGAAAAAGAAGAAAAGAAACUGUUUGUUUAGUUGAAGUGUUAGAAGAUUAUCCUGAUAAUCAUAUUCAAACGUCUCGUGUUACUCGUAAUAAUUUGCACGUUAAAUUAGGUGAUGUUAUAACUAUUCAUAAACUUGAAGACGUUCCAAAUGCACAAGCCAUUCAUGUACUUCCUUAUAUGGAUACUAUUGAAGGAUUAACAGGAGAUUUAUUUGAUCCAUUCCUUAGACCUUAUUUUGCUAUUGGAUAUAUACCAGUUACUCAAGGAGAUGUUAUUCAAUGUCAUGGAGGAAUGAGAACUGUUGAAUUUAAAGUUGUAGAAUUAACUCCAGGUCCAUAUUGUUUAGUUACUUCAGAAACUGAAAUUCAUUGUGAAGGAGAACCACUUGAAAGAGAAGAAGAAGGAGGACCUAAUGAUAUUGGGUAUGAUGAUAUUGGAGGUUGUAGACAACAAUUAAACAAGAUCAGAGAGAUGGUUGAAUUACCAUUAAGACAUCCACAAUUAUUUAAAAAUAUUGGUAUUAAACCACCACGUGGUAUUUUAUUAUAUGGACCACCAGGAUGUGGUAAGACAAUGAUUGCACGAGCUAUUGCCAAUGAAACUGGAGCCUUUUUCUUCCUUAUUAAUGGACCAGAAAUUAUGAGUAAAAUGGCAGGAGAGUCUGAAAGUAAUUUACGAAGGGCUUUUGAAGAAGCAGAGAAGAAUUCCCCUGCUAUUAUUUUUAUUGAUGAGAUUGAUUCUAUUGCACCAAAAAGAGAUAAGUCUGGAGGAGAAGUUGAAAGACGUGUUGUAUCACAAUUAUUAACUCUUAUGGAUGGAUUAAAGGCUCGUAGUCAAGUUAUUGUUAUUGCUGCUACUAAUAGACCAAAUACAAUUGAUGUUGCAUUAAGAAGAUUUGGUAGAUUUGAUAGAGAAAUUGAUCUUGGUAUUCCAGAUACUGAAGGAAGAAAAGAAAUUCUUCAAAUUCAUACUAAGAAAAUGAAAAUUGCAGAUGAUGUUGAUUUAGAUGUUCUUGCUAAUGAAACACAUGGUAUGGUUGGUGCAGAUAUUGCACAAUUAUGUACUGAAGCAGCUAUGUUAUGUAUUAGAGAAAAAAUUGAUCAAAUUGAUUGGGAUGAUGAUACUAUAGAUGCUUCAUUAAUUGAAUCACUUGUAGUCACAAUGGAACAUUUCCGUACUGCUCAACAAAAGGUUAACCCAGCAUCUAUUAGAGAUGUUGUUGUUGAAGUACCAAAUGUAAAAUGGGAAGACAUUGGAGGACUUGAACAAACAAAGAACGAAUUGAAAGAGAUUGUUCAAUGGCCUGUCCUUCAUCCAGAGUUAUUUAAACGAUAUGGUCAACCACCUUCAAGAGGGGUUUUGUUUUAUGGACCACCAGGAUGUGGUAAGACAAUGAUGGCAAAGGCUGUUGCUAAUGAGUGUCAAGCAAAUUUCAUUUCAGUAAAAGGUCCUGAACUAUUAACUAUGUGGUUUGGUGAGUCUGAAGCAAAUGUAAGAAAUAUUUUUGAUAAAGCUAGAGGAGCAGCACCAUGUGUAUUAUUCUUUGAUGAAUUGGAUUCUAUUGCACAAUCUAGAGGAUCAAAUAACGGUGAUUCUGGUGUAAGUGACCGUGUAAUUAAUCAAUUAUUAACUGAAAUGGAUGGAAUGAGUUCUGCCAAAACAGUGUUUAUUAUUGGAGCAACAAACAGACCAGACAUUAUUGAUCCUGCUUUAACGAGACCUGGAAGACUUGAUCAAUUAAUCUAUAUCCCAUUACCAGAUCUUGAGGCACGUGUAGGAGUCUUACAAGCUAAUUUGAGAAAAUCACCUGUUGCACCAGAUGUAAACCUUCGUGAUAUUGCUAAUGCAACUGAAGGAUUUUCUGGAGCAGAUCUUACUGCUAUUUGUCAAAGGGCUGUUAAACUUGCAAUUAGAGAGUGUAUUAAAAAAGAAAUUGAAAUUCAAGAAAGUGGACUUGAUAUAGUAGAAGAUCCUGUUCCAUUUAUUACUAGAAAACACUUCGAAGAAUCUAUGAUAACUGCUCGUCGAUCUGUUUCUGAUCAAGAUGUUAGAAGAUAUGAGUCAUUUGUUAAUACACUGAAACAGUCAAGGGGAUUAGUCAAUUCAAUUCCACAAGAACAGCCUAACCAAAGAAAUAGUUCAACUUCUCAACAACCUAAUACAGCUCAAAAUUUAGUGAGUGACUUACUAAGAGAUGACCAUAAUCAAAAUAAUGGAAAUGGUGAAGAAGAUUACUAA